Eutrema salsugineum is the source of this 927-nucleotide messenger RNA. Its product is annotated as putative F-box protein At1g58090. Gene Ontology annotation, molecular function: protein binding. The record is from RefSeq and is a predicted model, not a curated record. The transcript has 2 exons. The coding region runs from base 1 to 927 and encodes 308 amino acids. Lineage: Eukaryota; Viridiplantae; Streptophyta; Magnoliopsida; Brassicales; Brassicaceae.
AUGCCGAGACUUCCGUCAGAUAUAGAGGUAGAGAUACUCACUAGGGUUCCAACUCUAUCUGUAGCUCGCUUCAGAUCCGUUUGCAAAGAAUGGAACGCUAUUUUCAACGACAUGAAAUUCAUGUUACAGACCGAUUCCAAGAUUUAUUCGAUAAGCAUCAAUCUCAAAGACGACGAGCCAAAUAUCAAAGUUCGUGAGUUAACCACCUCUUUUGAUUUUCCCGUUUUAGCCACUGCUAACUGCGAUGGGUUCAUCUUCUUAUUUGACUACUUCACUAAGAUGGAUAAAGGCGCAGUUUGGAACCCAUGUUUGAGACAGGCUACAUGGAUUGAGGUGAAACCUAAACAAUUAUAUUACACUUUAUGUGGCAUGGGUUAUGAUAGUAGUGGAUCAGGAAAGAGUUACAAGAUCGUUGGGCUUACUUAUAAUGUCAACAAACUGAGUUUUGCAAUCUACGAAUUUGCAACCAAAUGGAAGUUUAUUGAUGAUGACGAAUACAAUGGAGAGCCCGGAACACAACAAUCGUUAUCUUAUAAUAAUUUGUCCCUGAAUGGGAAUUUGCAUGUUCUCGCGGUUUUCAAGGGAGAUCGAUUUUCGUUGUUAGAACAAUGCGAUUUAACACUGAAGACUGAGAUUUGGGUGACAGAGAAGAAAAUUACUAAUGUUGAGGUUGGAGAUGCUGUGGUGUGGAUUAAGUUCAUGAGUAUCUCAAUACCUAAUUUCACUUGGUCAUACGAGUGUACAAGUUACUUUGUUGAUGUUAAUGUUUACCGAAAGUGCUUCGUCAUGUGUUGUAGCGACAGGGAUAGACAGGCUUGCGUCUAUAUUGUCAGGGGAGAUAAGUGGAGAAAGAUUAAAACAGAUGAUGUGAUUGGUGGGUUACACCACUGCUCUGUUUAUGUUUCCAGUUUGAUCCCCACUCCUUGA